AUGUCUGCCGUCGACGCCCUUACUGAUAACAUGGCUGCUGCCUCCAUCAACGAGACCCCCACCACCAACGGCGCCGCGCCCGCUGCCACCACCGACGCUGCAGUUGCUAGCGCCGACGAGGGCCGUCGUCUGUACAUUGGUAACCUGGCAUAUGCCACCACCGAGGAGGAGCUGAAGGAGUUCUUCAAGGAAUACACCAUCGAGAGCACCUCGAUCCCGGUGAACCCCCGCACUAACCGCCCCGUUGGCUAUGCAUUCGUCGACCUUGUUUCUGCUAACGAAGCUACCGCCGCUAUCGAGAGCCUUUCCGGCAAGGAAAUUCUGGCGCGUAAGGUGUCUGUCCAGCUUGCCCGCAAGCCUGAGCCUGCUGAGGCCAAGGAGGGUGCUGCCAGUGGUGGUGAGGGUGCCAGCGGCACUGAGGGUCGCAAGCGCACUGGCGGUCGGGGUCGGGGCCGUGGUCGCGCUCGUGGCCGUGGUGGUCGCGCUGCUCGCGGUCGUGGUGCUCAAGAGGGUCAGGAAACCGCCGAUGCCACUGCUACCGAGCAGGCUCCUCUGGCUGAGACCACCAACGAGACCGAGGCUGCUGAUGCCGAGGGAGCUAAGCAGCAGGGCAAGCCCCGUGCCCGCACCCAGAAGCAGCGUGGUCCCCCCGAGGACGGUAUUCCUUCCAAGACUAAGGUCAUGGUCGCUAACCUGCCCUACGACCUGACCGAGGACAAGCUCAAGGAGAUCUUCUCCGCUUACGAGCCCAUCGGUGCCAAGGUUGCCUUGCGCCCCAUUCCCCGCUUCAUGAUCAAGAAGCUCCAGGCUCGCAACGAGCGCCGCAAGACCCGCGGUUUCGGUUUCGUCAGCCUCGCCAACGAGGAGCUCCAGGCCAAGGCCGUUAGCGAGAUGAACGGCAAGGAGAUUGAUGGUCGUACCAUUGCUGUCAAGGUCGCCAUUGACAGCCCCGGAAAGGAGGACGACGAUGUCAACGCCGCCGCCGACAAGUACGAGGAGACCACCGCUCCCGCCGAGGAGAAUGCUACCCCCGCCGAGACCCCGGCUGAGGCUUAA
This is a messenger RNA of Penicillium pulvis, 1056 nucleotides long. RefSeq lists its product as uncharacterized. The transcript is spliced from 4 exons. The record is from RefSeq and is a predicted model, not a curated record. Gene Ontology annotation, molecular function: RNA binding. Lineage: Eukaryota; Fungi; Ascomycota; Eurotiomycetes; Eurotiales; Aspergillaceae. Bases 1 to 1056 code for a protein of 351 amino acids.